AUGCGCUUAAUUUUGACCGUCCACAACAACCAAACUCGGUGAGCAGUGGUCGCGUAAGAAAUGGGAAUUCGUUUCCAUGGAUGUUCGGUUCCCUUUUAAAUUCAAAUUCGAUUUGUAGAAAACGUGUCCAAAAUACCCUUUUUUACGCUCAUUUGAUAAUAAAAUACGUCAUUUUCAAAUUUCAUACACACGCUCUCACGCCACCUACCAGUUAUCGAUGGGAGAGAAGGUGAAAAGGGUCAGGAGGUGGUGUGGGCACGGUGACUGAAAAAACUUAAUGGCUCGCCUAUGCAUGCUAAACACAAUCUGUCUCUUAACUUCGAAUCCACUAGACCUUACUAUUCAGAGCGUCUCAGACCCCACUUACAUGAAAAGACCAUAAGAGGUGCACUCUAACCUAAAUUUCACUUCCGGCUAGGACCGAGGCACUCCAUUAGCUGGUAGCCUCCUAGGAAGGACUGGCAGAUCCUCGGGACAGGCUCACCCAUUUUAGACUUAUCACUGUUUGCAAUGUGCUGGUUUGCCCCGAGAAUGGGUUGCCUUUUAUCGGUCUCACUUUACAAUGCACCAAUGCCAUUCGGAAGUAAACCUUAGCCGCACAAACGACAUGGCAUAAAAGCCCUCUUUUACGCGUCUUGCGGCGGAUACCAAUGCGCCUGAUGAGACUCAUCCGUGUCUGCACGCCAGUUGCCCAUGCAUAUAGGCUGAAAGGGUUUGGAUGCGCGGCAUUCAAAUCAUGCGUACCUCCCGUUUCGUAUCGACAUCCGCCAUCUGACUGGUUUCAAAGAUGACUGCCACCGUUUUUUUUGCGAUGCGUCAAAUCUGCUGCUACGACACCAGAUCUUUUCAGGUCUCCUGCUUGUGGCACAGGUGCUAGUUUGCCUUGCAUGCAAGCGCCCUAAACUACGUCACCGCGAAAUAUUUGUUAAGGUGGACUAACGUCAGCCGUCUUGAUGACGUUACCUCUCCAGCACAGUUGUAUCGGACUCAUCAUGACAUAGAUACGGGGGACACCGAUUCUUUCCAGGACUUCCAUGGCGGGGAUCCCUUACUGUGUCACCCUCAGUUUUAUUCGAAGGGAGCUGGUAUGGAAGUGGCUGUCUUCUUGGUUGGCCUCCGCUCUGUACACCCCCAGCUCAGUAGUGGAGAGAAUGUGGGGACGACUAUAAAUGGAGUGUUGCGGCCUGUGAAGGCUUGGCAGACUUUGGAGAUGAUUUUUCAGACGGUGCACCUGCGAUAAACGAACUUACCCACAGGAUUUGACGAGUUCCGCUGAAACUUGCCAUAUUUUUUUGUGAUCCUAAGUGGGUGCGAAUUAGUACAUGGUGAUCUUCUUUUCCACGUCAGUAAUCAUUCCAAAGCUUCAGUAGUCGAGGGCAAAAAUGCCCACUCUAUGCCCCAUAUCCACAUAGGCUAUGCUACUCGAUGUUCAGUCAUUCGCGAACAAGAUUAUGUGGACGCUGCCUUCCGAUAGUCUGGUUUCUGACUGCAUAAAACCGAUUUUGACUAGCUGGUUAUUGGUUAGAUUUCUGACUUUGAUUCCCCCUGGUCUCACAAGAUAGACCUUCAUUAACACGGCGGGGAACAUAAGGCUGAAGAGGGUUCGGCAGAGUACACCGUAGAUGCAUUUAGACUGGUCCAUUGUCUGUGAGGCGCGCCAUCUGCGUGCAUCGUUCCAGACAUCCGCAUUCCGGCCCUCGCAGCCUGGUAUGCGCUAACAGUUCCCUAGCACCUGGUUCCCUGCUGUUGGGUGCGCUUGCGCUCCUGCAGGGCAUACAGGUGGUGGGCAUGGCUGCGCAGUCAUCAUCCUCGUCCUUUUGACUCCUGUUGGGGUGCUGUUGUUGUUGAUGAAAAAUCCUGGCCAAGUGUCUGUUGUGGUGGCACGUCUAAGUUCGGGUCCGAUCGUGCCAGCCACCUGCACCCUCCUCCGCCUCUGGUCCUUUUAACCCUGUCUUGACAUCGAGUCCAGGUGGAGCAGGAGGAGAGAGUGCAGUGGAUGCUGUGCAAGUCAACAUUCGCUGUAAACUAAAUCACGCGCAAGUCAUCGUCUCUGCUCUCACCUUCCUGUGUAGCACACGGUUGACAUCGUCGGGUGACUGGUUCAAGACGCUCCUGACUUUCUCAGGACAAGGGGUUGCCGCGAGUAUGCGUGCGCUUUUCUUGAUUACUCCUCCGCCUUCAAUACCGUCCCGCGUCCUCUUCUUCUUUCCAAAACCUCCGCAUGUGGCUCUCCAGGCUGGGUCGUCUCUUGACUGA
This is a messenger RNA of Spirometra erinaceieuropaei, 2256 nucleotides long. Lineage: Eukaryota; Metazoa; Platyhelminthes; Cestoda; Diphyllobothriidea; Diphyllobothriidae. The record is from the annotation of a GenBank genome assembly.